UUCAUAGCAAUGAAGGUCAAUCAAGCAAAUACAUUCUAGCAUAUUAUUUCAAGCAGUAACUAUAUAACAGUUGUGCUUGAAAAGUGUUGACUACAAGAUGCUAUCCAAAUACAAUAAAUAUUAUAUAACUAAUGAAGUUGAAAGGAAGGAGCAAGAAGUAGUAAACUUCGAUGAAUUCCCCCCAGAAGUUUUAAUCAAACAUCCACUUCAACAUACAUGGACUCUUUGGUAUUAUGAACCAGAUAGAAAUAAAUCAUGGGAAGAAAGUCAAAGAAAAGUUACAAGUUUUGAUACAGCUGAAGAUUUCUGGAGUUUAUAUAAUCAUAUAAAGGCAGCAUCAGAAUUAAAACAAGGUUGUGACUAUAGCAUGUUCAAACAAGGAAUCCGACCCAUGUGGGAAGAUAAUGCCAAUAAAUGUGGUGGAAGAUGGCUUAUAAAUUUAGAUAAAAAACAAAGAAAUACAGAUUUAGAUCACUUUUGGUUAGAAACUCUUUUAUGUAUGAUUGGUGAAGCAUUUAAUGGAUAUUCAGAUGAUAUUUGUGGGGCUGUUGUAAAUGUAAGGCAAAAAGGAGAUAAAAUUGGUGUAUGGACUGCAAAUGCUAAUAGUGAAGAUAGUGUUAUGGAAAUUGGACGUAAAUUAAGAGAAAGAUUAAAAAUUGCAUCCAAAGUUACUAUAGGCUAUCAAAUACAUAAAGAUGUUAUGGUCAAAGUAGGAAGUCAAACAAAAAAUGCUUAUGUUGUUUAAAUCUUAUUAAUGUUAUUAUCACUAUUCAUUAAAAAUUUUUCAAAUAACAAUAUGCAUACAUUAUUAAUAUGGAUAUUACGCAAAAUUUAGAUUACUAAACAAAAUAAAUGAAACAAAAAUUCAAUAACAA
Molecule: messenger RNA, 875 nt
Organism: Apis dorsata (giant honeybee)
Lineage: Eukaryota; Metazoa; Arthropoda; Insecta; Hymenoptera; Apidae
Gene: eIF4E4
Product: eukaryotic translation initiation factor 4E-1A-like
Exons: 4
Coding region: 98-745 (215 amino acids)
Biological process (GO): translational initiation
Cellular component (GO): cytoplasm; eukaryotic translation initiation factor 4F complex
Molecular function (GO): translation initiation factor activity; RNA 7-methylguanosine cap binding
Source: RefSeq, a predicted model, not a curated record